AGAAACCAGAAGUUGCAGGAAAUGCUUUGUGUGGGGCCUUCCAGAGGAAUAAUAUAGAAGCCAGUUGAGAGUUAAUCGGAAUAUUUGGGUGUGUGGCUAUAUGAGGAGUUACUUGGAUGGAAGAGACAGCAAUGAACAGAUUUUCUUUCUCAGAAGAGACUAAGGAUUUUCAUGUGAUAAUCUACUGGUAAGAAGGUUCAUUGGAAGAGCUUGCAAAAUGGAUAGAUAUUGGGAAUGGAUUUGGCUGGCUUUCAGUCUUUUAGUCUUGCUAACAGAUACUGGGUUUGGCUACUCCAUCAUAGAAGGUCCCAGAAAUUUAACAAUUCUUGCUGGUUCAGUGGCUCAUUUUAACUGUACAGUGUCAAAAGGGUAUCAGGUUUUGAUAUGGCUUUUCAAUGGAACCCCUAUAUUGACUGUACUGGGUAACGGAACACCUAUUAUAACAAAUCCGAAAUACAAUCAGGAUGGUUUUCAAAAUGGUACUGAGUUCACCUCUGGACUCAAGAUUUUUGAUGUCCAGUUACAUGAUUCUGGAGAAAUAAAAUGCAGCCUCCAGAACUUUCAGGACGAUAAAUACGCAUUUCUUUCUGUUCAAGUUAAUGGAUCUUUGACUAUCAAACCUGGCAACUUGACAGUAAGAGAGAACCAAACAACUGAGAUAAUUUGUGAAGCUCUUGGAUGGGCUCCUGCUCCACAGAUUUCCUGGAUGGUAAAUAAUAUUACAUUAGAUAAUUCCAUGUACAUUACCAACCAGAGUCAAGGAUCAAAUGGCUUGUACAAUGAAGAGAGCAUCUUAACUCUGACACCAGUGACCAAUAGCACUGUGACUUGCUUUGUCGCUAUAGAUGCACUCCCUGAGCCACAGAAUGAAACUGUGACACUUACUGUGUAUCAACCUCCUUCAAUAGCAGGCGAUGACGGACGAACUCGAACUAUAAUUUUAGCAGUUGUAUUGUCAGUUGUUGGUUUCCUCCUCCUGAUCCUUAUUAUUCUGCUUAUUAUCUGCUGCUGCAAAAGAAGGAAAGACUCCAAGUAUCAAGAGGAGAUGAGAAAGGCAUCAGAAAAGAAAAAUGCUGAUAGAAAUUUGGAGACAGACAGACACAGUGGACAAGAAAAUUAUGCAUACAGUCCAGAGGAUGCAAGGCGUGCUGGGCAAAUGACAGGAGUUCCCUCUUUCUCCCCAGAUAACUCUAGCCUGUACGCUCCAGACGGGGAUUUAGACGUGAAUCCUGCAUCACAGAUCUCACCACAGUUUUUCUAGCUCAUCACAGUCUCUUCAACGUAUCUCCCCUGCCCCAUCUUUUCACAACGUUAAUCGACGUUCACAAAAAGGCGCAGCACAGCAAUCCCGGACUAUUCCUACAGUGCGAUUCAGGAGCGUCUCUUCAAAGUCCCACAAUUCCAGGGCUCCCCAGCUACGUGGUUCAAAACUGCACCCCCAUAUUUACCGAUCUGAUGGCAAACGUCGCUACACCAGGAAGGUGUACCCACAAAGGUGGCAAGCUGGUGGCCAGCAUAGAUACAUGAGGAGGCCAAAACACCAUCCUGAACAAUCAAAGGCCCAAGAUACUCAAACCCACCAUUCCAGAAAGCAGCAUUUGCCUCACAGAGGACAACAGAAGGAGAGUCCACCUCGACAAAGUGAGCCUCACUCCCAACAGAGCUGCAGGAAUUCCAGAAAAAACAAUUCUAUCCUGGCACCAGGACAAAGGUGCUCAGAGUUUUGUCUCCCCAAUAAAGGAAUUACUAUUAUUACUGAUGAUGAUGGGGAACCAGAAGUCCAAGCCCAGCUCAUCUGAGGUCUCUGCAUAAUAUUUGGACCAAGAUUUCACCAAUGUCCAUAAAAGUAGUUUAGGGUGCAAUCCAAACUUCCCAAACAGGUGGACGGGCAGAAGUGGACUCGUGGAUUUCCUGUUAGUGUCUGCAGUGGAAGCCAGCAGAAAGCCCUCGGAUGGGGUGUUUCAUGGAUGCUUUGAACUGCCUGGGUUCAACUGGAUCCUAGGUUGGCCCACUGCCAUCAAAUGACAGCAACAGGCCCAAUCCAGACCUGAUUGCUGCACCACCUCCAAGCUGACACAGCAGCUUUCCUGCCUUAUCUUCCGCCAUUGGAGCCAACUCCUAGGAGCCAAGAGGUCUUGCUCCCCCCCCCCCAAUAAAAUAUUUGAGGGAGCCAGGCUCCACCCAAGUUGAUGGGCAUUGCUAUUCAAAUGGGUGUGUACCACGUCAUGUGAUUGAUUAUGCAAAACGGGGCUUCCCUGGGCCACCCAACAUUUUAUUCAAGUUGGCACCCCUGUCUUCUGCUCCAUCCAACAUAUGUGACAGGGCUGUGGAAGCUCCAUUGAUCAGCAGUUAGGGAUAGGGUUGUGCUUUUACUUUUGUUUCUUAUUAAGCAGAGUUACUGUUAUUUUUCAACUUUUGCAUCUCUUCACAAUUGUGGAAAUGUGAACUACAUACUUUGUAAUUCUAUGCCCACUUACCUCAAUAAGACUUGCUUACUUACUCAAUGGGUCUUAUUUCUGAUUCUACUGCUGUUCUUUUUGCCAUGAACAAAUGAGAUUGGAUUUUUUAUUUUCCCCAUCUUUGAUUAACAAACUGGGUCCUAUGAAUGAAAAUAUGCUUAUUUUUCUGAGAUGUCUAAGAACAAGUGAAAUGAGUAGGGAAAAUUCCCAUUGAAUUCCACAGCAUUUAUGUCAUGCUUUUAGGACUGUAGCUAAUCCUGAAAAUUUGAUGACAUUAAUUUAAAAUUGAAAUAUAAAUUUUCUAAAUGAUAUAAACAAAAUGCCAUGGUAAUUUCUGGGAUCAAAAUUAAUGUUUAUACAUGUAUUUCUGUCCUUUAUUAUUAUUAAUAAAUUAUAUUAUUUAUUCCAUUUAUAUCCUGCUUUUCCAUCAUGGGCCUAAAGGUGGUGAUCAUGUAAUUACUGGGGUUAUUUUCUCUCUCUACAAACAAUAAAUAAGAGAGCCAUUAGAUAACCAAAUCCCAAAUUAAAAAGCAUUCAAAAUGUUUGGCAGAUAGAAUUAGAAAUACAUCCACUUCGUUGUCCUAAUGAAUUUAUAACAUAAAACAAAUUAGACAAGUAAUUAAAGGAGAAAUUAAUGCAGUAAAAGGGAAAAUGGAAUCAUGAGGCUCAGUCACUUUUGUAAAUGGACCUAUUAGGAUUUAUUGAAUGAAGGAGAAAAUAGCUGACAAGCAAAAUGAGCAGGGUGGGGGAAGGAUCCAAAAUCUCUUUGUGCGAGCACCAGAAGGGAUCCAAUACGAAUGUAGCAAGCAAGAGGAAGACGAAGGUGACAGAAUUCUGUUGAGGGACAUAUUUUUUUAAUUCAGUAGAGUGAUGGGAGUGUCUUGCUUAUUGUGCAUUAACUAAUUAGUUCCCAACGACUUGUUAAAGCCAGAUGGUCCACUAGACAAACAUAAAUGUAAAGGACC
Messenger RNA from Podarcis muralis (Common wall lizard), 3424 nucleotides. It is a transcript of the gene IGSF5, whose product is annotated as immunoglobulin superfamily member 5. Gene Ontology annotation, cellular component: bicellular tight junction; cell surface. Gene Ontology annotation, biological process: cell-cell adhesion. Lineage: Eukaryota; Metazoa; Chordata; Lepidosauria; Squamata; Lacertidae. The record is from RefSeq and is a predicted model, not a curated record.